AUGGCCGAAUCAGACCUCAGCGGAACCCGAUCCAGUAGCAUUGGCCCGUCUAGGUCCCGCGCCAGUGGCUCUCGCAAGCCAAGCCCUCCCACUGGUCGCGAGCGUGGUGGUGGUGGUGGUGGUGGUUCCGACCCAAACCUCCUCGCGCCUGUGGUGAGGAGCAAGCGCACCCCUAUUGCUUGCACUGAAUGCCGUCGCAGACAAGUGAAGUGUUCUGGCGGCACUCCGCAGUGUGAGCGCUGCGAAAAGAAGGGUGUCAGAUGCGAGUACAUUCCAAUACACCAGCAGAGGAUGGCAGCCAACACGGCCAUGCAACAUAACCAAAGCGCUAUUCAUCUCUAUGGCUAUCCGUCCGCACAAGUAUCCCGCUCCGUACCAUCUUCACCAGAUCAUUGGCGGCAUCAGCAGGACCAGCAAGCGUAUCCAGGCUAUGUGCCAGGAGCUGUCCCUUCUGGACAAGAAUGGCAACAGCAAUAUACAGGGACGCCACAAGUCCCGUCACAGAGGUACACUCAACAGACUGUGCAGUCGGCACCGGCUCAGUUGGGCUUCGCCUAUCCGCAAGGCUACCAGACAAACCAGUCAUAUCACAUCGCAUCCGUCAACACUGCCCAACAAUAUACGCGAGGGUCUGCGGCCGGAGCGGCCGAGGGCUAUACUCAGGGGCAGUCUGUCCCAUCUCAGUAUGGCUACGCGGGCACAUACGAUGCCUCCGCGCAGACGGGCAGCAGCGCCGCCUCGUCGAAUAUCGCGUACAAUAUCCCGCCAACAGCCAAUGAGCAGCUGUUGAGCUCGCAGAUGACACUGCCCGCGGGCCAGCUUGGUUCGUACCAAGAGCAGUACUACCAGGGGCAACAUACUGGCUAUGAUCCCUCUUCCACCACACCUGGUCAAGAGACCCCUUACGGCACUUGGGCUGAUCCCAACAACCCCGACUAUGCAGGAUACGAGGGACAUCCGUACCCUUGAAAUUUGCUUUCCUGAUCGCUUUGUGAACGAUCGCUGUCUCCACUCUCAUUCGAUUGUAUUUUAAGCUUGCAUCUACACAUUCACCAUUUUGUAGCUCAGAGUAUGCCUUUCUGUAUUGUAGCAUAGUAGAGUGUGUCGUCGUCGUCUCCUGGUGUCCGGAUACUAUCCUUGUAUAAUUUAA
Postia placenta MAD-698-R-SB12 is the source of this 1150-nucleotide messenger RNA. RefSeq lists its product as hypothetical. The coding region runs from base 1 to 969 and encodes 322 amino acids. The record is from RefSeq and is a predicted model, not a curated record. Gene Ontology annotation, molecular function: zinc ion binding; DNA-binding transcription factor activity, RNA polymerase II-specific. The transcript is spliced from 5 exons. Gene Ontology annotation, biological process: regulation of transcription by RNA polymerase II. Lineage: Eukaryota; Fungi; Basidiomycota; Agaricomycetes; Polyporales; Adustoporiaceae.